CGACUUAUAUAUAUUUAUAGGUACUAUUAUUUUACAGAACAUUUUUGAACGUCUUACGUCACUAUACACUAUAAUAUGUAUAAAGCGCCUCUGCGACGGUCAGCACUCAGCAGUCUCGCAGGUCAGUCUCAGCAUAAACUAUACCUAUAUAACAUACAGCCGCCAGGGCAGCGCCCGUAAGGUAAGUAUCCCCAAUCCCAUCGCGCAGAGAGUCACUCGCGCGCGAGCUAUGGCGAGCGAGAAAGCCCGCUAAAAAAGUGAAAGAGAAAAGGAAGGAAGGGGCCGAUCUCUCAGUCAGUCUCUCUCUCUCUCUCUCUCACUUCUCAGUGCGCAGCGCUCGCGCAGAGGAGAGAAAGGGAGCGGCGCUAGAAAGCGAUAGAGAGAAAGAGAGACGAAAGGGACGCAAGCAAGCCAUAUUGCGAUAGUCCAUAGUGGAGACACAGAAUAGUGCAUGCAGUCGCGGCGGCGCGUCGGGCAAUAACGCGAGUAUAGCGAGCAGUACUUAUAGCCUCUUCUCAGCCCUCUCCUCUCCUCCUCCUCCUCCUCCACCUCCUACCGUAUCCGUGAUUCCGUGUUAUAUUACGCUGACGACGGCCGCGCACAUCAUCAGCCUCGGAGUAUACGCACUACGAUCGCAUAUUUACUACGGCGUACUAUACGCGAGCGCGUGAUACAACAUACGCGCUGCCACUGCUCGCGCUGCAGAUGCAUCGGUUAAUAGAGUGAAGUUCCGAGUGUGUUAUUUUGUCGCAUACAGCAAAAGGUCUGCGAAAGGUUUCGUUGCAUUAGCAUGAAGAGAAGGAAGCUGGACCUCCUCGGGGAAGAGGAAUAAUGCCCGAAGUGACGCGCCGUAUCUGGGACAGUUAGAGCUGCCAGCAGCAUCAGCAUGAACUUUCUGAACACGAUCGCGGUGGGCGCGAUAGCCGGCAGCGACGCGGCCCUUCAGCUCAAUAACGUCGAGGUCAUAUACUCCAAGGUGCAGCGGGUCUACGUGAAGCCCCAGCACAAGGAGGAGCGACAGAGGGAACUCAGGGUCAACGUAGAGAUUCACGCCGGUCUCAGUCCCGUCUGUCGCAAGGCCCUGUGUGUACUACUUGCGGAUGACGACGACCCAUGCUUUUUGUACUCACUCUUCAUCACCGACGAUGACUUCAAGGUGUUGAAAGCACAACAAGGCCUUCUUGUAGACUUUGACAAUUUCGCAACACAACUAAUAUGUUUGCUGGAGCAAUGCCAAGUUCCAGCCACGAGUUUGUCCAAGGCGCCAAAAUUCUUGCUACUUUUGGCCGAGGAAGCUGGAGACUGGAGCUUCAAGCUUGUAGAGACUAAUAAUUUUAAGCAUUUGUGCCACUUAAGUUUAAACAUUGCACCAUCCAAUGACUCAGAUCUAAAGACCCACAUGGCCAUGAAGAUAAAAAGCCUAAAGGAAAGUAUUGUACAAAAAGAUAGAGAUGCAGCCAGCCUAGAAUCAAGAUUAUCAGAAUUAACAAAAAAACUUGAAAUAAAGUGUAAGGAACUGGAGCAGUAUGAACAAAAAUGUAUUACCGAAAAGACCCAACUACAAAUGAGCCUUUCUCAGCAAGUUGCCUUAGAAAAAGACAGACUAACUCAAGCAAAGCUAGAGUGGCAAAAUCAGACUGAAAAGGAAAAAAGGGAGCUAGAGUACAGACAUAGCGAGGCAAUAAAGCAGUUACAUACUGAGAUAGCAGAGCUUAGAAUGCAAAAUGCAAGUUUCAAAGACAAGCAGUCGCUACUGGAAGCGACCAACAAAGAACAGUUAAAACAACUGCAAGCGUUGGAAAAAGAGCUGAAUAUGGUGCAGCGUGAUUAUUCUACGCUUAAAAAACAAAACAGCAAGUUUGAAACUGAUUAUCAUGACAAGGAAAAAUCGAUCAAUACACUGUCAACUAGAGUCGCAGUACUUGAGCAAGAAUUAAAAGACAAAACGAUACUAAUAAAUAAGCAUACUGAAAUGAUAAAAAAUGCAAAAGAAAGUAAGCAAAGACUAGAAGAACUACUUGCCGAAAAGGAGUCGCAACUGCAGCGAAAGCAGGCGUCUUUAAAAAAUCUCAGUGAUGAACUUGUAAAGGCUAAUGAGAUCUUAGGUAAAUUACAGAACGAAUUAGCUUCAACCAAGUCCAAGCUAAAACUGCGAACGAGCAUUGCCCUGGAACAGGAGCGACUUUUGGAUAAUAAACAAAAAGAAGUCGGCCAGUUGGAAAGCAAAAUGGAUAGAUAUGCCAAAGAAAGUCGAGAGGCUAAGGCGCAAGUCGACAGUCUCAAAGAGCAAAUAAAGACGCUACAGACUCAGCUAGAGGAGAAGGAAAAGACCAUCAAGAACAACGACAAUGUUAUAAGUUGGCUAAACAGAAGAUUGGCCGACGUGCAUUCACCACAACAAAGUGCCACUACGACGACAACCGCGGUGACCAUGCCCCAGUCGAUGCAAUUGACACUGCCUAGGACCAGCAAAUUUAAUGCCAACAGAUUCGAGACGCGCACUCCGGCCCCGAACAGUUCACAGCCCAUGUCGUUGUCCGGAUUGCCGCUGCGCAAUCCAAUUGUGCAGAAUCCCAACAUCAACCAGACGGCGAGGAGUACGGCUAGGUCAAUGGGAGUAGGGGUGUCCGACAAUUCUACCGGUAUCAACUUCAAGACCGGCCAGAUCUCAAGCACCAGUACACCUAUGGAACGAGUUAAUUCACAGAGUAAAAUAUCGAACAAUCACGGGAGCGCCAACUCGGUACCAGCGAUAAUCGAAAACAACAAUGUGCCAGCACCUGCAAUCAACGGUAUGAAACCGAAGAGCGCUAGCAGCUCGCUACAAGGUGGCUUAAGACGUGCAGUUAUGGACAAACCUCUGUUACCUUCGGCUUACUUUCCUAAAACUUUGCAUAAUCAAUGACAACAAAAGAAUAAGGUUCACCUUAAAAUUUAAUUAGACAGUUAUUUUAUCAAAUUGACAAUGGCACCAUCUUUGAUGUAAUCAACUUUUUAGACUAAAUGCGUUAAAAGUUAUAGUGAUAAACUCUGAAAAUAACUGACUUACUAGAUUAUUUUCAAAUAAUUUUAGGUGUUAUUAAGAGCAUUGUCGAUUUUUCGUGUAUUUAAAUAUCAGAUUAUGAUCCCCAUAUUUUUUGUCUCGUAAAUGUGUAUGUAUCUACUUUUGUUUGCAUAAACACAUUGUUUAUGAUAGUUGGAGGCUUUAUUUUUAUAUCAAUAUUUGCUUAAUUUAUCAAAGAAAUAUAUAUAUAGUAAACGAGGGAAAACACGGCCUCGUUGUUCCAAUAAAUCUCAGCGAGGAAAUAGAUUACGAUACAUAGAUUCCGCAAAUGCAAACUGCAGCUCUCUGCCAAUUUAACAGAAAAAGUCAUUGAAAUAGAUAUCUUGGUUGAUUAGUUAAGUAUUAGUCAAGAAGCAUAUUUUAUCUAUUUUUUUUCUAUUAUAUUUCCAACGAAUUACGUUCUGAGCUCGGAAUUGCGGUAUGCAUGCAUCAUACUCGAUAACUGAAAAUUUUUUGAACCAGAAAUAUUAUUUUCUUGUCGAGAUUUAUCAGAGCAACGAGAGCGAAGUUUUUCCCUGUUUUCUAAAUAUAUUAGUAGUACUAUAUCGAAUGUGGAGAGGGACCUUAAGUCUGUAAUUAUAACUUUGAUAAAUUAUCUUAUGCAAAUCUAAAAGAUUUGAAUCUCUGCAUGUAGUUAAAAAAAAACUGAUCUUUAAAGUAAUUGUAAAGUAACCUACACUUAUGAUGGUCCCCUUGUGAUUUUUACUCCCGUAGAGUGACUGAGCACUUGAAAAGAAAUAUAUCUUUAUUUGUUUUUUAGGUUUAGUAGAAUGAUAUAAAACUUUAUUUUCUGCUAGUUAAAUGUGUUGAAAUUUUAUAAUUUUAAGCUGUAAGUGAUUAAUAAUUUUAUUUGCAAUAAUUGAUCAAACUUUUAAAUAAAUUUUAAGGUGAAUCCGAAAAAUAAGUUUAUAGACAAUCAAAGUUCUAUACAAAAGUAACAAUUUAUGAGAUCAAUCGAUAAUGAUCAGAAACAACUAUAAAGUUUCUCAUUGAACAAAUGAUAAAGUACAAAUGAUAUUCAACAACUGAGUAAGAAAAUCUUAAAGUGGUUUACGAGGAAAAGUAUACUUUUAAGCCUUUUUGCCACUUUUGCCGUUAGUAUACAAUGAUAAGAAAAGAUAAUGCUGUAUAAAUUUUUUGUAGCUCUCACUUUAUUUUUUAUAUAUCCUUUGAAUUGAAUUUUGAACUAAGUAAAGUUAAGAAUGAGAUUAUUCAAAGCGAAAAUAAAGGAGAGGCAUUUAGGUAUUUCACUUAGCAUAAUUGUAGAUUUGAGAGAUUUCUUGUUUAUUUUACCGGUGAUAAACCAUAAAGAUAAGUGGAUUUAAGUACCUGGAUAAGAAAUUUUGUAAAAUUAUCAUAUUACAUUUUAUACGAACUAUUGAUUGGAUUGCGAAAUGAAAUGUAUUAAAUUAAUAUAAUCCUGAGUCAAAUACUCGACUCAGUUAUGCUCUCUAAGUAUACGUUUUACAGAGCAACAGUAUUAAUUGUAACAUUCAGUAUAAUAAGUAUAGAAAAAAACUUUGAAAAAAUCGACUUUAUUGUAGCAAGCAGCCGUGUCUAUUUUAUUACUUUUGUACAUAAAAUUAAAAUAAAUAUAAUUAUUAUUAUACAAA
This is a messenger RNA of Nasonia vitripennis (jewel wasp), 4677 nucleotides long. RefSeq names its product spindle assembly abnormal protein 6 homolog (gene Sas-6). Gene Ontology annotation, cellular component: centrosome; centriole. The record is from RefSeq and is a predicted model, not a curated record. Gene Ontology annotation, biological process: centriole replication. The transcript is spliced from 2 exons. NCBI's taxonomy places the organism in Eukaryota, Metazoa, Arthropoda, Insecta, Hymenoptera, Pteromalidae. The coding region runs from base 887 to 2905 and encodes 672 amino acids.